CGGCACGUCAUCACGUCUCGCUGUUACCAUGGAGACGGAGUAAUCACAAGUUUGAGUCGUCGGAGGAAUUCAUGUUAAUAUUAAUAUUAGUUAAACACACAAAACAAGAUCAUCUAAAGAGUUGAUAUCUGUGGGACUGGAUGGAGACUGUACUGCAGUCAGACCUUGAGGAGCAAGUCAGACGUGGAGGGACACAGGAGGAGGAGGAGGAGGAUGACCGAGAGCUGAUGAAGCCGGAGGGGACUCAGGAGCUUCUUCUGAACUUGGACAAGCCAGACGAGCUGUCUCCUGAGUCCUACAGGGUCAACUCCCCCGACGAGGUCCGACUGUUGGCCAUCGCAGACAACUUUCAGCGUCAGUAUUCACACUUGUAUCCCGACCGCAAACCGCUGCUGCUCUGCCCGGUCAACGAAUGUGGUGUUAAGAAGUUUGUGUCUAUGACUCUUCGGCCCACAACCACAAUCUACCCUGACCUUUUCAGCUGGGAGGGCUGUGCCUCCUUUGUGGCUGACUUCCUGUCUCUGGACCCUUUGGACCCUCCUGCGGACCUGCCCCGCUACCUGUUCUCCUCCACCUCGGUGCUGCAGACUCAGAGAGCCACGUGUUUUGAGUUUGCCACCCUGCUGUGCAGCCUGCUGCUCGGCGCUCACUACGACGCGUACUGCGUCAGCGGCUACGCAGUCAGAGAGAUGUGUCUGCUCGACCAGAGCCUGAAGGAGUGCCCCCUGCUGGACACUGAGGUCAAGAGUGGGAUCUCAGAGCAGGAGCUGCAGGACAAUAAAUACACAGUGAAACCUCUGAGGGACCUGAAGAGUCACUUUUUGAUUCAGCAAGAGAAGAAGAAACAGGACGCCGAAGCUGCGCUGAUUCAGAAACAAAAACUUCUAGAGAGCGGGCAGCGGCCGGCUGACCCCCUGCGAGGACUGCGAGUGCACUGUUGGGUGCUGGUGCUGUCGGGGAGUCGGAGCGUCCAGGAGAACUUCUUCAUCGACCCUCUGACUGGCAAAAGCUACGCCACUGACGAUGACAACUUCCUGGGCAUCGAGAGCGUGUGGAACAAUCUCAACUACUACGUGAACAUGCAGGACUGCAGGAACGGCUGCGCUGAUAUGGUGUAUGACCUGGAAGAUUUAAAGAUGUGGGAGCCAAUCUUGUUCGGUGCAACCAGCAGAAAGCAGCUGAUUCUCGACGUCUUGAAGAAGAAGGAGAGUAAGAUGAUGAGCAAAAUCAACAAGGAUGAAGAGGAUGAGGAGCAGCCCAGAGUUUUUGAGAUGCCGAGAUCCUGGGUCAGUUACAUCAGUAUCUCAAAAAAAGACCUGGAGAAUCGCUGGCUGGGGGGACACAAGGUGACCUGGUACAGAAAAGCAAAGCUCGAGAAGUUUGCACCUUAUCUGAGGUCAGAGGGCUUGGUCACACGACUGACGGCAUACAAAGACCUGGACUGCACUAAGGUCGUCACGGUGAAGGAACAGUAUCAACACAGAAAGGACCACCUGGAGGAGAGGGAGAUCAACAAGGUCGACAACUUCACCACAGAACACUUCAAACGGGGACGAAGUUUCCACCUUUUAUUUCACAGGUACAUAUCCCGGAGCAUUGACACUGAGCGCGAGAUGGCGUUCGACAGUGCUCGUGCUGACAAUCUGGUGCGGCGGAUGGAGUUACCGGACGAAAUGACGGAGAUCUUUGAGGGCCGGGAGGACUUCCUCUACUACCGGCACGCCAUCUUCAGUCGACACAUCCGGUUUUCAGAUGUUCCUCAUAUUGUAUUCAUGCUUAUGUGCAUUUGUGUGUGCCAACAGAAAGUGGUGGAGCGUUUCCACAGGAACAGAUCCAAACCGGCCAGCGAAGACGUGGCCGAGCGAGUGUUCCUAUUGCCUCAAAGACAGAUCGAGGUGACCUAUCACUUAGAGGAUCACAGAUUCAUCCCUUCAAGGAGGAGCUUAAUGAAACCAGAAGAGUCAACGGAGCAAAAGAAGGCCGAGGAUUUCACACCGGACAUGGUCUCCAGCUUCCAGGUGGAUCCAUCUGAGAAACCUCUAAGCACCCUGACUCUGUGUGAGAUGCUGGCAACCUUGAUGAAGGAUGAAGAGAAGGUGCUUCUCCAAAUUGAAGAGUCUAAGAUGGAGGUGAAAGACAUUCUGGCCUGCAGAGAGCAGGAGGAGGGAGACAUUCAGCUUCACUUCUCACCAUGGACGACAACAGGAGCUGCCAAGGCCCGCAGUCGAAGACAGGAAAUGGAGCGUCUGGCUGCUGAGGAGCAGAAGUGGCUGCAGGAGAAGGAGAAGGACAUCCUGGCUCCCCUCCUGAUCCGGCUGGACAACACAGAGACUCUGAGAGCCGAAGACGCCAGGCAGAUCUACCAGGACUGUUUGUCCGAGUUCAAACAGAGACUGGUGGAGCAGGCCAACCUCAUUCAGGAACGCUACGAAAAGGAGACACAGGAGCUGCAGCAGAAACAGCAGUGGUACCAGCAGAACCAGCUCAACAUGACGGAAGAGCAGGAGGACGAGUACCAGACCUACUGCGCCGAGAAAACACUGCAAAUACACAUCGCCAAGAAACGGCUCAGCAUGCACAAGGAGGCAGCUCCUCAGAAGUACCGUGUCCUCGAUCAGAAGCUGAAACGAGACCCUCGAUUGACCCCUCACCUGCUCAGCUGAGCCACACACCUGCCCUCUUUAUAAUACAUCAGCUGCAUACUUUCCUCUCUCUCUUUCUCCCGUUGUUCUUUCUUUGUGCUCGCAGCCUCGGCGGAGGGCAGCUGUGUGUCUUUAUUAUACACUAUAAUCAACCACUGACUCGUCUCCAGUUGCAUCCAGACUUCAGAAUCAAGCUGCAGUUUACAGUUCAGAUAUUUCUAUCGGACUGGUUUUAAUAUAUUAUUAUCUGUCUGAGCAGCUAACGUAGAUACAGUUCAAAUAAUAAAGUUUAAAAGCAGAAUAA
This is a messenger RNA of Dicentrarchus labrax (European seabass), 2946 nucleotides long. It is a transcript of the gene drc7, whose product is annotated as coiled-coil domain containing 135. The transcript is spliced from 18 exons. Gene Ontology annotation, biological process: flagellated sperm motility. Lineage: Eukaryota; Metazoa; Chordata; Actinopteri; Moronidae. Bases 141 to 2663 code for a protein of 840 amino acids. Gene Ontology annotation, cellular component: motile cilium. The record is from RefSeq and is a predicted model, not a curated record.